AUGGCUAGCCUGGGGCAGGGUUGGAGGGUGGGGCAGUGGCUGAGUAACUGCCUGUUUCAGUUAGCACCCUUGUUACCUUGGGCCCAUUCCAUGCUGAGGUCGCUGGGGCAAAGUCUCAGUCCUUCAACGGCCAGCAUGGCCCAGAAAAAAACAUGAAGCUGUUCUUGGGGGGUGGGGGCGAUGCCAGCCCAGGGGAAGGAAAUCUUUGAAAAGUGGCUGAUCCAGGUCAAUGGGGUCCUGUCAGAUUGGGAUAUGUCUGAGGAAGAGAAGCUCAAGUGCAUGACAAAAACUCUUAGGAGCCCUGCCUGGGAGGUGAUACAACAUCUUCAGGCAGCCAAUCCCAACUUCGGGGUAGCCAAUUUCUUGUGGGCCAUGAAAUUGGUGUUUGGGGAAUCUGAAAGCAGUAUGACAGCCUGUGGCAAAUUUUUUAACACCCUGCAGGUGCAGGGGGAGAAAACUUCGCUUUACAUGAUCUGUUUAGAGGUGCAGCUACAGAAUGCCAAUUAGACAAGCAUCCUAGCUCAGAAAGAAGCUAACCAGAUGCACCUGCACUAGCUCCUUUCAGGGGCUGAACUGAACAGGGACCUGCGGCACAGGCUUAAGCAUCUCCUCAGGAUUUAUGCAAACGAUCAGGAGCAGCUUCCCAAUUUCCUGGAGUUAAUCCAUAUUAGGGAGGAAGAUGAGUGGGUUGACAUGCCAAAGUGGCCCAGAAAAUCUGAGCCAGUAAUGGAGAGGGCAGCCAGCCCUGGGGCAUUUCAGGGCCCCCAAGCAAUAGUGAGUGGCAGUGUUAAUUGCCACUGCAAUGUGAUAGAGAUAGAGGAUAGCCUCAAUGAUGACUUAGAUGAAGGCUUGAUCCUAGUGGAACCUAGGGACUCUCCACUAUCUAGCCCUGGAGCCCAGAACCUUCCUGGAGGCCUUCUCCUUCCAGAAUCACUCCCAGCAGCUCUGCUCCCACCUGGCUUCUUGCUGCCUCUCCAUGCAAACUCCCACAAUCUCACAGCACCCCCCUUCUCCCAGAGUUACACUCAGGGCAAGGAGCAGGUCCGGGGGCUCAGGAAGCGAGGAGGCUCAGCCUCUGGUGUUCUGCCCAUCACCAGCUCCCUCCUGCCACUCCAUGUUGUCCUGAAGCUUCAGUCUCUUUGA
Messenger RNA from Ochotona curzoniae (black-lipped pika), 1143 nucleotides. RefSeq names its product zinc finger CCHC-type containing 18 (gene ZCCHC18). The record is from RefSeq and is a predicted model, not a curated record. Lineage: Eukaryota; Metazoa; Chordata; Mammalia; Lagomorpha; Ochotonidae. Gene Ontology annotation, cellular component: nucleus.